AUGCUGUCGAGAAAGUCCUUCAGUGGUUACUUAUCCAUUGAUGCAAGAUGGACGCACAGGCGAAACUCGCCAAGUUGUACAGUAACUGCGCUCGAUGCUGUCACAAAAAGAGUUCUUGCAUGCGUGAACAUCAACCAUAUUGGUGGAAACAGACAGCAUGCUCAGUAUUCCGGAGCUUCCAACAAUAUGGAAAGUGCUGGAACUCGAAUCAUCUUGAAGCAAUUAAAGAAAUACAAUAUCUUGAAAGAUGUUAAAGAGAUUAUUAAAGACCGAGAUAACAAAAGUGUCUCUGUCUUUAAAGAAUUUGGCGUCUCUCAUCUUGAAAGAUUCGAUCCAGGUCAUGUAUCAAAAAAUAUCUCAAAAGAUUUUACAAAGUUCUCAGCUUCUCAUAAGACAGUUGAAGUUUUCAACGACAAGACUCAGAAGAUUGAAAAAAUAGAGAGACCUUUCUGGGGUCUGAAUGCAAGCCUAAGUAUGUGGCUUUGGUCAUGUUUUGCCGAAGAAAAUAUUGACAAACGUACGAAAAUGUGGGAGAAUUGUGUCUACCAUUACGUAGGCAAUCAUUCUUUUUGCGAACCGCACAAUUACAAAUGCUUUGAAUGGCAAAAAGGUGUCAAUUCGAUCCAACUUCAAUUCAUGCUCUAU
This is a messenger RNA of Trichomonas vaginalis G3, 645 nucleotides long. RefSeq lists its product as uncharacterized. The transcript has a single exon. The annotation marks the transcript as partial. The record is from RefSeq and is a predicted model, not a curated record. NCBI's taxonomy places the organism in Eukaryota, Parabasalia, Trichomonadida, Trichomonadidae.